GAGCCCCUGACCGCUGUCCUUCCUCCCGUGUCCGGUACAACGCAGGUUCUUCUCCACACUCUACUCAGCACUGCCAUUACCAAAACUACCCCUACGCCCCUGCUAUUUUUCUCUUCCCAUAUCGUAAAUAUCCCCAAAAAGACAUUACAUUUCCUUUUUUACCCCUCCCCACGCCAUUUUUUCUCCCGACGCCGGUACUUUUACUCUCACACACACUCACGCACUACCUAAGACUCUCUGCAUAUAUAUAUUUUAUAGGGUUAGGGUUUUUUUUUCCUUGUUUCAUAGCAAAAAGGAGGAAUAAUCUGUAGGGGUAAUGCUUUAAAUUGAAUUCAAUUUCGAAAAUUAAUCGAAGAAACGAGGAAUGUAUACUCCAGUGCAGUUGGUGGGGCCGACGAACGGCCACGGUCAAUACUCCAGCCAUGGUGGUGGAGAUGAUGUCAAGGCCGCCGUAUUUGGAGGCGGAGGUGGAGGAAGGGAAUCGAUUGAAGACACUGAGAUUGUGGGCUUUGAGGAUGGUGGCACAAUUGGGGGUUUGGAUGGAAUCGAAGUCUCGCUUCCGCAAAAUACCACCUUGUACGGUGGUGGUGGUGGUGGUGGUGAAGGGGUGGCAAUGGCAAUGCCGCACGGCGGUGAUGUUGCGAACCAGCUUACGCUUUCGUUUCGUGGCCAGGUUUACGUGUUUGAUGCUGUUACCGCUGAAAAGGUCCAAGCAGUACUCUCACUUUUGGGUGGAUGUGAAUAUACUCCGGGUACUCAAGCAGUAGACUUGCCAUAUCAGACUUCAAAGAGUUUGAUGGACUAUAGUGGGCGGUGCAAUGAUCCAAAGCGGGUAGAAUCUUUGAAUAGAUUUCGACAGAAAAGGAAGGAACGUUGCUUUGAUAAGAAAAUCCGGUACAAUGUCCGUCAAGAAGUUGCAAUGAAGAUGCAGCGAAAGAAGGGCCAAUUCGCCCCGAGGAGUUCUGAGGAUUCUGUUGCUUGUGAUGUUGCCGAAGAGUCUGGACAGAUUGAUAACCCACCAGAAACCUCAUGCACACAUUGUGGUACAAGUUCGAAGUCAACUCCAAUGAUGCGGCGCGGUCCAGCUGGUCCUAGAACUCUUUGCAAUGCAUGUGGGCUUUUUUGGGCAAACAAGGGAACAUUGAGGGAUCUUUCCAAGAAAACCCAUGCUGUGACUGAAGAGGACGAGGCUGAUAGUGACUCUGACUAUGGAACUCCCAUCAGUGCACGUGGUAAUCUUGUUUCAUUCUCCACCAGUACCAGCUCAGCUGUAGCAGCGGAGCAAUAAAUUAAAGCAUUGGCAGGGUUAGCAGGCACAUUAUUGACCUUCUAUUACCUGGGCUGAUAGAAGGUUUUAACUAAUCAAUGUCAGCCUGUUCCCCAACUGUACAGUCUUGGUUUAUAUUAGAUGACAUAUAAUCUUAAAUACUAGCUAUGAUGGUUUAGAAAUUUAGGAUAUCCUGCUUGGAAGCCAGAGAGAUAUACUUUUAAGUGAAGCAUGUUGGCGCUGCACUUGCAGGUCAAUUACUAGAUAUAAUUUUCAAAGUUUGAUGCACUUAAUGCACUGCUGCUGAACUUAUUGUGGUUAAACAGGAUCAUGUUUUACUUCAAUACUUCUGCUGCUGCACAAAUUGCCUAGUUUAUAGACGAGAAUACAAAUUGUAAAUCUCUAACUUAUCCA
Messenger RNA from Coffea arabica (coffee), 1681 nucleotides. RefSeq names its product GATA transcription factor 25. The record is from RefSeq and is a predicted model, not a curated record. Lineage: Eukaryota; Viridiplantae; Streptophyta; Magnoliopsida; Gentianales; Rubiaceae. Gene Ontology annotation, molecular function: sequence-specific DNA binding; protein binding; zinc ion binding. Gene Ontology annotation, biological process: regulation of DNA-templated transcription.